UUACUUCCUGGAUAUUGAGAUUUUUUUUUCCGCUGCAACCUUUGCAGACUGUUCCCCCGCACUGCACCUUAUUAAGGAAUAUUUCUAUAAUACGGACUCGACACAUUUCGACGCAUCACUACUCGACUAGACUUAAAGCUCAUUUAUGAGUUCUGGGUAACUAGUCUCGCUGCAGGCUAAAGCUAUUUUAGCUUAGCUUGUUAGCCGCUAACAAAGAGACGCGUUUGUCGCUAAGCAGCGAUCAAAUGUAAAGUGUGUCAAUAUCGCGCGACUAUGUGUGCAAAAGGUGUGAAAGACGAGUACAAGGUGGAACUUUAUGGAACAAAAGAGGAGAUCAAGCGACAACGUCAUCUACUGGAGGAUGCUUACAAGAAGCCUCAAAUUGAGUUACACGGACCGGAUGACCAUGAAGAAUACCUUCAUCUUGAGUCCCCUUAUUUUAAAGAGGAAGAGGAGGAGGCUGAUAUCACCAAGUUUCCACUGACUGUCAUUAUCAAGAGUGAAGGCGAUGAUGAAGAGGAAAGUGGAGACCGCUGUGGAAGCUCACAAUCAGAUAGCCUCCUAGCUCCACUUUCAGAAAAUGACGACAUGACGUCACACUCUCCUGACACUGAUGAUGAUCGUCGUCGCUCCCAAAGUGAUCGGACGUGUCGUGCGGACAAGAUACACCUGAAAUGCAAACAGUGUGGAAAAACAUUUAGUUCAAAGUGGAAUUUAAAAGUUCACCUUAAAAGUCAUAAAGGAGAGAAACAAUUCACCUGUUCAGAUUGCGGUAAAAGAUUUGCCAAUAAGGGAAAUUUGAACGUACACACAAGAAUACACAACGGGGAAAAACCUUUUUCCUGCUCAGUCUGUGGUCUUCGAGUCACUCAAAAGAGCGGUUUAACAACUCACAUGAGAAUACACACUGGGGAGAAACCUUUUACUUGCUCAGUAUGCAGCAAAAGCUUCUCUAUCAAGGGUCAUUUAAGACGACACAACAGAACACAUACGGGAGAGAGGCCCUUUGCCUGCUUAGUUUGUGGUAAGAGAUUCUCUAUGAAGGGUCAUUUAACAACACACACAAGUAUACACACUGGUGAAAAACCCUUCACCUGCUCAAUCUGCACUUUCAGUUUCAGUGAACGUUCCAAAUUGGUCAAACACAUGAGAACGCACUCUGGAGAGAAACCUUUUCCCUGUUUAGUUUGUGGUAGAAAAUUCUCUGCAAAGGCAAGUUUAGUAAGACACACAAGAAUGCAUAAUGGAGAGAACUCCGUCGUCUGCUCAGUGUGCAACUUGACUUUUAGCGAUCGCUCCGGAUUGAUUGAACACAAGAGAACGCAUAGUAGAGAGAAGCACUUUAGCUGCUCGGUGUGUGGUAAAAGAUUCACUCAAAGGGUACACUUGACAUCACACACGAGAAUACACACUGGCGAGAAGCCGUUCAGUUGCGGCGUGUGUGAGAAAAGAUUCACUCGGAAGGACCAGGUGAAGAGACACAAGUGUGCUGGCCGGAAGAGCGCCACUAAAUGAAGCUUUACAAACUAUAAAAGUGCCACAUCUGGAAUAAAACAAUCAUCAUUUUUCCGCGA
Messenger RNA from Syngnathus typhle (broad-nosed pipefish), 1574 nucleotides. Its product is annotated as gastrula zinc finger protein XlCGF52.1-like. Lineage: Eukaryota; Metazoa; Chordata; Actinopteri; Syngnathiformes; Syngnathidae. The record is from RefSeq and is a predicted model, not a curated record. Bases 274 to 1515 code for a protein of 413 amino acids. Gene Ontology annotation, biological process: regulation of transcription by RNA polymerase II. The transcript has 2 exons. Gene Ontology annotation, molecular function: DNA-binding transcription factor activity, RNA polymerase II-specific; RNA polymerase II transcription regulatory region sequence-specific DNA binding. Gene Ontology annotation, cellular component: nucleus.